AUGAAGAAAUCAAGUGCUGGUUCAUCUGUUAUCAUUAUUGCUCUGGUUAAUCUGCUGCUACUACCAAAUGCAUCGUUGGGGGAUCCAAGAGCUCAGGUGUCUAAGAUUAUGUGCGGGAACCAAAUUGCGAUAAACAACACCAAUUUUAUCCAAAACUUUGUGUCAACAAUGGAAAAUCUAAGUGCCCAAUUGCCAACUUCAAGUUUUGGUAUAGCAGAAUCAGGCUCAGGAGUUGACACGGAUCAUGGACUUGUACAGUGCUAUGGUGAUCUUUCUUCAACUGAAUGUGUAUUAUGCUUCGCUCAAGCGCGCACUAUUAUGCCUCGAUGCUACCCUUUCAACAGCGCAAAGGUUUUCCUUGAUGGCUGCUUUUUGCGAACUGAGAUUUACAGUUUCUUUCAGGAGUAUACUGGACCAAACGACAUUGCUGUCUGUAAUAAUAGUACCAGAAAGAAUUCGGCAUUUCAGGCAUCAGCUAGACAGGCUGUGUCACAGGCAGUUUCAAAAGCACUAAACAACAGUGGCUAUGGACGGGCUCAAGUGCCCGUGGCUGGGACAUUAAAUGAGUCCGCUUAUGUUCUUGCUAACUGCUGGAGAACACUAAGUGAUAGUUCUUGCAGAGCUUGUAUUGAAAAUGCGUCUGCAUCUAUAUUGGGAUGUUUGCCAUGGUCCGAGGGUCGGGCACUGUACACAGGGUGCUUUAUGAGGUACUCAGACACCAACUUUCUUAAUCCUAUACCGGGAAACAGAAGUUCAACAGGGAAAACAGAAAUUAUAAUAGUGGCAGCUGUUAGUUUGACCGUUGUUUUGAUUAUUGGAGCAGUCCUUGGAGUUUAUAUUUCGAAGCGCAGAACAAUACAGAAGAAGAGAAAAGGUUGGGAUGAUCCUAAAGAACUAGUGAAGACCCUUCAUGACAGCAGCUUGAACUUCAAAUAUUCCACACUUGAAAAAGCAACUGAUUAUUUUAAUGAAGCCAACAAGCUUGGGCAAGGUGGAUUUGCCACAGUGUAUAAGGGAGUUUUGCAAGAUGGAAGAGAGAUUGCCGUCAAGAGGCUUUUCUUUCACAAUAAACAAAGAGCAGCAAAUUUCUACAAUGAAGUCAACAUUAUUAGUAGCAUCGAGCACAAAAAUCUGGUCAGGUUGUUGGGAUGCAGUUGCUCUGGACCUGAAAGUCUUCUUGUAUAUGAAUUUUUACCAAACAAGAGUCUUGAUUGCUUUAUAUUUGAUUCAAGGAAAGGUAAAGAACUAAACUGGGAGAAGAGAUAUGAGAUAAUUAUAGGGACUGCAGAAGGGUCUUUUCAAGACGAUAAAAGUCAUAUUAGCACUGUCAUUGCAGGAACAUUAGGAUAUAUGGCUCCAGAGUAUGUAGCCCAUGGCCAAUUAACGGAAAAAGCAGAUGUGUAUGGCUUUGGUGUACUUCUGCUUGAAAUUGUCACUGGCAGGCAGAAUAACAGGAGCAAAGCAUUAGAGUACUCAGACAGCUUGUUAAGUAUUGCAUGGAAGCACUUUCAGCAAGGAGCAGUAGACGAACUGUUCGAUGCAAACUUAAUGCUGCAUAACUAUCAUAAUGUCGAUGUUAAAAAGGAGAUUCUAAGGGUUGUUCAUGUUGGACUUCUGUGCACCCAAGAGAUCCCGUCCCUACGACCAUCCAUGUCUAAAGCACUACAGAUGCUGGUGAAGAAAGAAGAGCACCUUCCUGCACCAACUAAUCCCCCUUACGUAUGUCUGACCCAGGAACUUAAUGACACAUGUGAAGACCAAUAUUUACCACUCGAUUACAGCGAUCGUGCAUCAAUCUCUACCGUUACCCAUAGUACUUUCUAUCCCAGAUGA
This is a messenger RNA of Fraxinus pennsylvanica, 1833 nucleotides long. Lineage: Eukaryota; Viridiplantae; Streptophyta; Magnoliopsida; Lamiales; Oleaceae. The record is from the annotation of a GenBank genome assembly.